This is a messenger RNA of Lactuca virosa, 1266 nucleotides long. The record is from the annotation of a GenBank genome assembly. NCBI's taxonomy places the organism in Eukaryota, Viridiplantae, Streptophyta, Magnoliopsida, Asterales, Asteraceae.
AUGGGAAAUCGUACUCCUAGAAAAAGUAAUGCUGAAUCUUUUAUGAGUGAUUAUGAUGAUGUUGAUAUUGAAAAUGAAACAGGAAACAAACAAGAUCCUCGAUGGUUCUCUAUUUCACGUGCUUAUGUUGACCAUGAUCAUAUGGGGGGAUAUGAUUAUGAUGGGAAAAAUAGUCCUUAUGGGAUUUCCUUUAGGAGCCAUGAUUAUAAUAGUAAUCUUAGUCAGUAUCUUCAAAGUUAUGUGGAGGAGGGGUACGAGGCUGAUGAGGAUGAAGUUGUAGCACCAAAAAGCAUCGGGGUUUUUGGGUUGUUUAAGUAUUUGACAAAAUUUGAUAUGUUUCUUGUAGUAAUAGGGUGUUUGGGUGCUUUGAUAAACGAAGGGUCUUUACCAUGGUACUCUUAUCUUUUUGGAAAUUUUGUCAAUAAAAUUGCAUUAGAUAACGACAAGGACCAAAUGAUAAAAGAUGUCAGAAAGGUAUGUGUGCUAAUGGCGGGGUUAGCAGGAAUAGUGGUGUUUGGAGCCUAUUUACAUAAGUUUCUUUGUGUCAUAGGAUCUUUUUAUCAAGAUGUUAGCUUCUUUGACACAGACAUUAAUACUAGUGACAUCAUGCAUGGAAUCUCAAGUGAUGUUGCUCAAAUCCAAGAAGUUAUGGGGGACAAGAUGGCACACUUCAUUUAUCACAUAUUUACCUUCAUAUGUGGCUACACAGUUGGAUUCUUAAAAUCUUGGAAGGUUUCUUUAGCAGUUCUUGCUGUGACUCCAUUAACAAUGUUCUGUGGCGUUGCCUAUAAAGCAGUCUAUGUCGGCCUUGCUACAAAAGAAGUGAAUUCUUACAAAAAAGCCGGAAGCAUAGCAGAACAAGCCAUAAGUUCAAUCAAAACUGUGUUUUGUUUUGUAGCAGAAGAGAAUUUAUCAGCAAGAUAUGAUGCAGUAUUGGAUGAAUCAGUUCCGGUAGGAAAAAAACUGGGUUUUGCAAAGGGUAUAGGAAUUGGUGUGAUAUAUUUAGUUACUUAUUCAACAUGGGCAUUAGCUUUCUGGUAUGGAUCUAUUUUGGUCUCAAGAAACGAGUUAUCAGGUGGUGCAGCCAUGCUUGCUUCUUUGGUGUCAAUGGGAUUGUCGUUAUCUUUAUCAUAUUUGGCUCAAUUUGCACAAGGGACAGUAGCAGCUAGUAGAGUGUUUGAAGUUAUAGAUAGAAUCCCAGCCAUUGAUCCUUAUAGUACCUUAGGAAGAAAGCUUGAUAAUGUUCGUGGAAAAGUAGAGCUUUGA